Molecule: messenger RNA, 1471 nt
Organism: Scatophagus argus
Lineage: Eukaryota; Metazoa; Chordata; Actinopteri; Scatophagidae
Gene: mettl8
Product: methyltransferase 8, methylcytidine
Exons: 10
Coding region: 141-1307 (388 amino acids)
Molecular function (GO): tRNA (cytidine-N3)-methyltransferase activity
Source: RefSeq, a predicted model, not a curated record
CACGGUUCUUCUUCUCUUGUAAGGCGCCAUCAGCAGGUAACACUUAUCACUACAGGAGGAAUGUGAGGUAGCAUGUCAAGAGUUGACAACCUGUCAACCCGAGACCUGACCCCAAGACCACACAGCCAGAGCCAGAGUAAAUGCACAAGCUGUGGAGCUCCUCUGUAGCCAGAUUGGCUCCAGUUUUCAUCAGAUUGUCCUCAAGAUUAAAGAGCACAGGAGGAAGACCUUCAGCGCCGCUCGGUUCACGGAUUCUGACAAACCCUGAUGACAUCUUUAAGCACAACAUGUGGGAUCAUGUACAAUGGACAGAAGAGGAGAAAGAAAACGCACGGCUGAAGGCAGAAGAAAAUUCAUGUAUACAAAUUCCUUUAAACGAGCAAGGUAAAUUUGACACAGAGGCAUGGCAAUACUGGGACAAGUUUUAUAGGACGCACCAGAAUAAGUUCUUUAAAGAUCGCAAGUGGCUGUUUUUAGAAUUCCCAGAACUGCUUCCUUCAGGUGUGAAAAGCCAAGACACAAACAGGUGCCUGGGUGAUCAGCAGGCGAAAUACUCAUUGCCUACUGGAUACGACACAGAAACCAGACUCUGGCAACACAAUGGCCUCACACACUGUCACAGAAACACAGACACCUCAGAUCAUCCAGGAGCAGCACUGGAAAAAGAUGAAGCUGACAUACAGAUGACUCCUUUCCCUGGCCAGCAUGCAUCUUUCAGGAUCUUGGAGGUUGGAUGUGGGGUUGGCAACAGUGUAUUUCCCAUCUCUAACUCCAUAAAAGAAAUGGACGCUUUUUUGUACUGUUGUGACUUCUCCCCAUGUGCCAUUCAGCUGGUCAAAGACCAUCCAGACUACGAUGACUCAGUGUGUCAUGCCUUUGUCCAUGACAUUUGUGAGGAGAUGGCCUCCUUUCCCUUCCCUCCUCGGAGCCUGGAUGUUAUUCUGGCUGUCUUUGUGCUCUCCUCCAUUCACCCAGACCGAAUCCAAGGGGUUGUGAACAGACUAUCUGCAUACCUGAAACAUGGAGGGAUAUUACUAUUCCGUGAUUAUGGGAGAUUUGACAUAUCACAACUCAGGUUUAAGAAGGGACGGUGCUUAUCAGAGAAUUUCUACACACGUGGAGAUGGAACCUGUGUGUACUUUUUCACUAAAGAAGAAGUUCAUGAUUUAUUUUCCAAUGCUGGACUGGAAGAAGUUCAGAAUCUAGAAGACAGACGACUCCAAGUGAACAGAGGAAAGAAAGUUGCAAUGCAUCGGGUUUGGAUGCAGAGCAAGUACAGGAAAUUAUAUCCCCCUUCACCAUCCUAACACCCCAUCAUGCACAGCCUUUUUUGAAGCGAUAGAACUUUUUUUAUAUAUGACUUUUUAUACUGUGAUACUCAUUCAUUCAUUCAGUCUUUUUUUCCAUAUUGAAAGAAGGUGUGUACAACCAGAAGACUGUUUACAAUAAACUUGAAAAGCGUCAAACAAAA